CCGAGCGCUGCCGGUGCCGUCCGCACCUCCGAGGCUGCAGCCAGCAUGAGCGAGUGACAGCGGGGAAAUCGCUCCGGUGCCCAGAGCUGAGAGAUGACGAAGGCAUACACCAAGCCCAAGGAAAUGGCAGAGCUGGUGGGCAGCCAGGGCUGGAUGGACGAUGCGCUGAGCUCUAAGGAUGAGCUGAAGGCAGAGAACGGCAGGCAAGGACCUUUCGGGUUGGUGCCGGGCUUGAACGAAGAGCACGACAGCAUUGAGGAGGAAGAGGAGGAAGAGGAUGAUGGGGAGAAGCCGAAGAGAAGAGGACCAAAGAAGAAGAAGAUGACCAAGGCCAGGUUGGAGAGGUUCAGGGCUCGGCGGGUGAAAGCCAACGCUCGGGAGCGCACACGGAUGCACGGACUGAACGAUGCCCUGGACAACCUGCGGAGGGUGAUGCCCUGCUACUCCAAAACCCAGAAGCUGUCCAAGAUCGAGACGUUGAGGUUGGCCAGGAAUUACAUCUGGGCUCUGUCUGAGGUGCUCGAAACGGGGCAGACUCCGGAAGGGAAGAACUUCGUGGAAAUGCUCUGCAAAGGUUUAUCCCAGCCCACCAGCAACCUGGUGGCCGGCUGCCUGCAGCUGGGGCCGCAGACCUUAUUCCUGGAGAAGCACGAGGAGAAGACCCCCGGGUGCGAGUCGGCCAUUUCCAGCCACUCCUUCACCUACCAGUCCCCGGGGCUGCCCAGCCCGCCCUACGGCUCGAUGGAAACCCACCUGCUGCACCUAAAGCCCCCCGCCUUCAAGAGUUUGGUGGAUGCUUCUUUUGGGAACCCCCCCGACUGCACCACUCCCCCGUACGAGGGUCCCCUCACGCCGCCCCUGAGCAUCAGUGGGAACUUCUCCUUGAAGCAGGACGGCUCUCCAGACCUGGAUAAGCCUUACGCCUUCAUGGCUCACUACCCUUCGGUCAGCCUGGCGGGGGCACACGGACAUCCCACCCACUUCCAAAACGCAGUGCCCCGCUAUGAGAUCCCCAUAGACAUGAGCUAUGAGUCCUACCCUCACCACGUGGCCGGGCCUCAGCUCAAUGCCAUCUUCAACGAGUAGUAAAGCGGGGUCGGAGCCAAACUCUUGGCACAGAGAUCGGCCACGUUGAGGAGCUCUUUUGUGAGGAAAUCACUGCUGUGGGGCAGUGUGGUGGACUCCUGAGCAUCCCCAUGGGACGUCCCCAUGGCCCUCCUGUCCCCUCCCACUCGUGUCACCGUGCUGCUGUUCAGAGCCACCCCCAGGAGCCAUGCGAACCCUUCCUGAGAGCACUGCGGAGUCCCACACCUGCACUGAACAUCACACCUUUCCGUGGGGGGAUGUGGGUUUAGAAGCAGAACCAGCUCUGAGGAGUGAUUGUAUCUGUGGGUCUUCUCCCCCAGAAGCUGAACCCAUUUGGGAUGGAAGAGCCUGGAGGUCGUAUCCCCAUUCCCCAUCCCCCAGUGAUGCUCGUGGAGGAGCCUUUGCCCCACAGCGCUUUCCAACUUUGCUCCACGGGAUCCUACUCCACAUCUCUGGUUUACCACAUGGCCCCAGCUCCAUCCUUGGGUAGUGGGAUGCUGUGUGUGAUGUGUCCUGCACCAGGUGGGCUCCAGCCCGUGUCCCUUCCCCACCCCCCACUGGUGCUGCGGUUCCCCCAUGGGCUCUCAGGAUUGCCUGCAGAAUCCAAUGGGAUUUUUCCUCCACGAUGCUCCCCACUCAACAGAGAACCCCACCAUCCAGGCUCACACCGUCCUCAGCUCCAUCCCAACCUCAGGGAGCAACGGAGGUAGACACAGACUCUUGGGGCAGAGAGAUCAGCCGCAGUGUGGGGCUCUUUCUAUAAGAGAUGCAACCAGAGUGAUGGCAUCGUGGGGUCAGGUGGGAAACUGCUGAGCAUCAUUUUAGGACUCCAUCCUCCUCCUGAGCAUCAUUUUAGGACUCCAUCCUCCUCCUGAGCAUCAUUUUAGGACUCCAUCCUCCCCUUGAGGAUCAUUUUAGGACUCCAUCCUCCCCUUGAGGAUCAUUUUAGGACUUCAUCCUCCUCCUGAGCUCCACUCCUCACUUGUGGUCCCUCGGUUGGGAUCGCGGGCGCACAGAUGUGAUGCCUUCAUGGGUGCCCAUCCCUGGGCUGAGCCCCGACCCUGGCUGUACCUGAAGACAUCCAGCCCAAAGAAGUGCAUCUUCUUCUUCCCCUCUUUUAUUUAUUAUUUACUCGGGGUGCAGAUGAUUUAUUUCCUUGCCCCCCCCUCCUCCCUUCCUCCUUUCCCAUCUCCAUCCCGGUGCGUUGCUGGGGGGUUCACAUCGUGCUUUCUGCCACUCUGGGAUUAUUUAUUAGCCAUUAUUUAUUUAAUUUAUUUUCCCCCUGCCCCGACGAUCCGUUUUCCACUGAGUAAUCCCAGCCCCCAACCCCAGGGUUACUCAUCAUCACGGUGAGCUCUGUAUUUAAUGCUGAUACUUCUUGUCCUUUGGACGGUGCCCAGCAGCUCCCAGCUCAUCCCUGAUUAUUUCCGUGAGCAAUAACUUUGAAGGCUAUGCAAUACUUUGUGUUCUUCGUGAAAAUCCAGGCCGCUAUUUUUGAAAUCCCAUUGGCCUGGUGAGCCCGGCUGGCCAAACCUCGCCGUCAUACAGAGGUGUUCUGUAUCGAGGUAGGAAUUUGGAGGUCCCUGUCCACCAACCCCCCAUCCCUCCAGAUCCCUUUUGUACGGAGAGAAAAUGUUUAUCCUUUUGUAAAGAAAGCAGAAUUGGGUUUUUAGCUCAAAUAAUAAAGUUGUGGUCUUGU
Messenger RNA from Meleagris gallopavo (turkey), 2785 nucleotides. Lineage: Eukaryota; Metazoa; Chordata; Aves; Galliformes; Phasianidae. The record is from RefSeq and is a predicted model, not a curated record.